UCUGCCAAACGGUCAUACCCCCAAUCCAGAAAACAGGACACAACAUAUUUUCUGUUCAUUAAAAUGUGAAAAAGUCAAAGAAAAUGAACAAGUUAAAGUAUUUGUUAAGCCUGGUGACCCAGCCACGAACCAUAUCGAGCAGCAGUCCCAAAGAGCAGCUUCUGAACUGCCUGACCUAUGGCUUAUUGACAAUUGUCGCUCUCUGUGCGGGCUUCUUGCUGUGGGACCUCUCGAGCAGCCAACGCGAUGGAUUCUUCUAUGGGAAAAGGGACUCGCACACCCUGGUGCUGGACCUCUCGCACAGCCAGGAGGUGAUCCUGCACGCGGAUGCAGAUCAGCGUAAGCGCAAUGGGAACUGUUCAUUCUGGGACUGCCUGAACAUCUACAAGUGCGAGCAUGACAGACUCAAGGUAUACAUUUAUCCGCUGCAAGAGUUUGUGGAUGAGAAGACCGAUAAGGUGGCCACCACAUUGUCCAGCGAGUACUUUCAAAUCCUGGAGGCGGUGCUCAAGAGUCGCUACUACACGUCGAAUCCGAAUGAGGCUUGUUUGUUUCUCCCCAGCUUGGAUUUGCUGAGCCAGAAUGUCUUUGACAAACACUUGGCGGGGGCCGCCUUGGCUUCGUUGGACUUCUGGGAUCGCGGAGAUAACCACAUAAUCUUCAACAUGCUGCCGGGAAGUGCACCAGCCUACAACUCUGUGCUGGAUGUGAACACGGACAAUGCCAUCAUAUUUGGCGGUGGCUUCGACACUUGGACGUAUCGACCGGGCUUUGAUGUCGCUAUACCCGUGUGGAGUCCCCGCGUGGGGCACCAGCAUCCACAUGCUGCAGCCCAAAGAAAGUUUCUCUUGGUUGUGGCCCAGCUUAAUAUUCUUCCUCGCUUCCUGAGAACCCUACGCGACCUGUCCUCUGCCCAUGCCGAACAGCUGCUGCUCCUGGGACCCUGUGAGGGCAUGGAUCUCUCUACGCGCUGCUCCUUCUCGCAGCAUCAGAAGCUCCUGGAGUAUCCCCGUCUGCUGUCGCGUGGAAAAUUCUGCUUUGUGGGCAGGAGCCUGCGUCUGGGUCAGCCCGAUCUGGUGGAGAUUAUGUCCGAGAGCUGUAUUCCCGUGAUUGCCAUCGACAACUAUGUGCUGCCCUUUGAGGACGUUAUUGAUUGGUCUCUGGCCUCCGUUCGCAUACGCGAAUUCGAACUGCAUUCCGUAAUGCAGAAGCUAAAGGCUAUUUCCAAUGUAAAAAUUGUGGAGAUGCAGAAACAAGUCCAGUGGCUGUACUCCAAAUACUUCAAGGAUCUGAAGACCGUGACAUUGACGGCGCUUGAGGUACUCGAGAGCCGUAUAUUCCCUCUGCGCGCCCGCAGCAGCCGACAGUGGAAUGCCAUUGCCACCAAUCCACGCUCCACCUUUAAUCCUCUGUUCCUGCCCUCGUUGGCGCCCAAAUCUCAGGGAUUCACAGCCGUCAUUCUCACCUAUGACCGUGUGGAGAGUCUCUUCCUCUUGAUCCAAAAGCUGGCCGUUGUGCCCUCGCUGCAAAGCAUUUUGGUCAUUUGGAACAACCAGAAGAAGUCACCGCCACACUUAUCGACAUUCCCAUCCAUAUCGAAGCCGCUGAAGAUCAGACAAACCAAGGAGAACAAGCUAUCGAACCGAUUCUAUCCCUACCCGGAAAUCGAAACUGAAGCCAUUUUAACCAUAGACGACGACAUUAUCAUGCUAACCACGGACGAGCUUGAUUUUGGCUAUGAGGUUUGGCGAGAGUUUCCCGACCACAUUGUCGGAUUCCCCAGUCGCAUUCAUGUGUGGGACAAUGUGACAAUGCGCUGGCACUACGAAUCGGAGUGGACGAACCAGAUAUCUAUGGUGCUCACCGGCGCCGCCUUCCAUCACAAGUACUGGAGCCACAUGUACACAUAUGCCAUGCCAGGGGACAUCAAGGACUGGGUGGACGAGCACAUGAAUUGCGAGGAUAUUGCCAUGAACUUUCUGGUGGCGAAUAUUACCAACAAUCCGCCCAUCAAGGUGACGCCGCGUAAGAAGUUCAAGUGCCCCGAGUGCACCAACACCGAGAUGCUGUCUGCGGAUCUGAAUCACAUGCGGGAGCGCUCCGCCUGCAUCGAUCGAUUUGCCAAGAUCUAUGGCCGCAUGCCGCUGCGCACGGUGGAGUUUCGAGCGGACCCAGUUCUCUUCAGAGACAAUUUCCCGGAUAAGUUGAAACGCUACAAUGACAUUGGCAGCUUGUAAAUGCCGCAGACGCACUGAAAUUCCGGGUAGAUUAAGUACGGAAAUACCAAAGACUUGUGGGAAUAGCGCUCAAAUUUAGAGGGAAUCUUUUCUGUUGCAUUCGAAUAUAUCAAUAGAGCCAUCUUAAGUCGAAGCCAGAGCUAGCCGAGGCGCACUAUCAGCUAUCUCACUGGAUCUCGUAUAGAAAACUGUUUUAGUUUGGAGAGAUAUGCAUCCUGUGUGGAUGUUGUGCUAAGGACACACCUACAAUAUCCAUAUUAAAAGUUGAUAUCAU
Messenger RNA from Drosophila obscura, 2511 nucleotides. RefSeq names its product exostosin-2 (gene sotv). Gene Ontology annotation, cellular component: membrane. The record is from RefSeq and is a predicted model, not a curated record. Gene Ontology annotation, molecular function: glycosyltransferase activity. NCBI's taxonomy places the organism in Eukaryota, Metazoa, Arthropoda, Insecta, Diptera, Drosophilidae.